AAUGUGUCUCAGGAUCGGUCUUGUUCUACUUCUGCUAUUAUACUCCUGCUCACCUUGCGAAAUAUAUAAAAGAUUACAUGUACAUUCAUAGCAGAUCUUUGUCCCUCUUUCUGUAUAUCCGUGUCUAGGACGGGGAAUUCCAGGUAGAGGUGCAAAGUGCUACGACGACGGGGGGUUGGAUUGGACACCCUUCAAUCCGGAUAUCAGGCCCUUGGUUGUGGAAAUGAAGAUUAUCCAUUUUAAACAAGAUUGAACUUGAUCGCGGGAUUUGGAGGUCUGGAGGUCGGGUCCCGACGCGUUGCGGUAAGGAUCAUGGAAAAUGAGUGGUUUGAUCUCGACAGGAUUCCUGGUUUUCUUCGCGGAUAUUUGGGGGAAUUUGAGUGACUAUUAUGGUGGUUUGAGUUCCGCAUUGGUUAUUAUAUAACUCCGUUAGUUAAGCCGGCUAGGCUCCAGGCGUGGUUGUGGAGGACAAGAACACUGGGACACGAUGCAAGAUCAACAGCAAGCAGGGCAGGGCAUCAUUCAGUGGCCAUGGUUGGAGCUUAGGAAAUACCAAAAGCUGCGAGCGAGUAUAGUCAGGAACAGAAGUUAGAUCGUCACCAUGGAACAAUAAUGAUGAUACACAGGGUUUUUCGUAGCAACGUAUCCGAACUUCCACGUAACCCACCUCGCUGUGACCUUCGUCCAUUCCAGUUGUCCCGUGUGUUUUCGCAAUCGUCAUCCAUUGAUAUCGUAGCUGGAGAUCUCGAUGUUGCAGACAGAUAUGGUCCAUUUAAUUGGCGUGAGAAUCCCCCUGUGGAACUCCGUGGUGGCCAAGGAUUGUGCAUAGUAGUGUAGUGUACUCCGUAACUAGCGUAGUGUAGUGUGUCUCUCCGUCUCCGAGUAAGUCGGCUUCAAUAUUUAUACAUAAUAGUAUGCUUCCUUACCUACAACCUUCGACCUUAACAGCCCCCUUAUUUAAUAAUUAGUUAAUAAUGUUCACAGUUGCACCCGCCGUCGAUCCCCCUGGCCAGUUCCGCUUUUACCUCCCCCGUUAUUAGCUAUUAUUAUUCUUCUUCUUCUUUCAUUCGUUAACAUAAAUAAUAAUAUUAUUAUUGACCCGUGAUCUCUCUCCGUAGGUUUCCCCUGGAUUUCGGGAACAUUGCUCAACUCCGUCCCAGGCUCUCAAAUCGACCCCGUAACCAAGUCUACCCCAUGUAAUCCUCUCAUCAAGCUCGUUCUCCGUCUGUUCUGUUCUGUUUGUCCUUGUCCGCUUCAUCCCUCUCAUUGUUGUUCCCCGCCCUUUGCCCAGGCUCACGCUCUGCUUGGUCGCCACAUCCGUUUGUUUCACCUUUUCGCCAUUGCUGGGCGUAUCCACCUCGUCAUCGUCUAACUUGCCGUCUGUGUCCACUGCGUUCCCUCACACUCGUCCCUGAUCAUCAUUCCAUCGUCCGACAUUCGACCAAACUGACGACAAAACAACAACGGGCGGUUAGGGGUUUCGAGCAAACAGAGGAUACUUCGCGCGACCACCAACCAUCCUCUGUUAGAUCGGCCGUUUUUAUUGUCGAAUAAGAAGAAAGAAAAUAAAGAAACCAAGAAAGGAGGAGCUGCUAUCCAGGCCUGUUCCUGUUCCUGUUCCUGUCUUUGAACUGCUGGCUGUUGGUUUGUUCAUAGGUUCACAGGAUCCCCCUGCCUGCCGGUAGACUCUUUUUUGCCUGAAACCUGCUCCCAGCUGCUUGCCCCAGCUGCUGCUGCUGCUGCUGCUGCUGUGACUUCAUCGUCCUUGCCCUUAAUAUUCGUAAUACCACACUGUCACUCUCACCAUGUCUCUUGCCCCGAUAUCUGUGCCAGACCGGCAACCCUCGCCGCGAUUGACUGUCAAUUUGGGAUCCAACAACCCUUUUAGAAACCGUGCUUCAUCGCCUUCAAUCGCUUCCCCCACAACUUCUAUUCCGAGACAACGCCCAGUGUCAAGAAACCCGUUCCUGGACGACUCAGAAUCUUUCACUCCGCUCCCCGAUCCAAAUCGAAAUAUGUCACCGGAAAGGCUUUCAACAGUGGAUCCGCCGUUGACUGGACACGCUGCAGAACUAUUUGAAAACCUCUCUCUUGACACGCCAGUCGAUAAGCCCUCGAGUUCGAAAGGAAGACGACCAGCUCUACCACGACCGGAAAACGUUCCCCCAUCUAGACCCUCUCUCUCUGACGAUAAGGCCUCCUCUCGCCGCCCCGCUCGACGACCAUCCAAGGAAGAAUCACAGUCACGCAGCAAAGGACACGGUCGGCCGCCAAUUGGAGACAUCUUCGCAGAUCCUAAGGAACCCUCAAAAUCCCGCAACCAGCGUCGACCCCGUCGCAACUCAGACUCUUCCCUCAUGGAUAUCCCUUCAAGACCAAUCGACCCUGAGGCAGAAAGACGGAGACGAGAACGGAGACAACGAGAGCGUGAUGCCAAACCCAAGGACGGCAAAUCUCGCAGCAAGCGAUCAAAUGGACAUAGACUUGAUAUUAUUGAUAAAUUGGAUGUUAGCAGCAUAUAUGGUACUGGCCUCUUCCACCAUGAUGGACCUUUCGAUGCAUGUAACCCUCACCGCAAUCGUAAAGGGUCACGAGCCGCUCCGAUGCAAGCUUUCGCAAAGGAUUCGAGAAACAUGGCGCUGGGCGGAGCGGGACCUAAUAACACCAAUAUCGAUCUCAAUCUCUUCCAUGGACGAGGAGAAGAGGGGUAUGCGGAUUAUGCAAGCAGUGGUUUGACUAGCAGCAAGAUAAACCAAAGCGCAGCAUUUGAUCCAACAGCCAAACUUGAACCAAUCCAUGGAGCUGAAAGUAUGGGCUUGGGAACCAGUACAUUCCUUGAAGGCGCUCCCGCCAGCCGUGCUGCCAUACAGCGGCGUGAGAGUGAGAAUGAAGCUCACAACUUACAGAAUGGAGGAUUGCAGCGCAAAAAGAGUCUUGCACAGAAAAUCCGCGGAAUUAACAAUAGAGUCCCCCGUGUUACCUCACCGCCAGAUUCUGCUAUUGAUUCCAACAACUAUUUCACUCAGGCAAGCCCUCCCCGAGCUUCAGGCUCUAGGCGACCUAACGAUAAAAACCCAUUCUUCCAACAACAGGAUUAUGAUGAUGCAUACGAUAAAAAAGGCGCCAAGAUCCAGCUUUCCGAUGACGGCAUGACAGAUAACCUCCUCCCCCACACUAGACAACGAUCAACUAGUAGCCCAAAGGCCAUUCCGGGCGAAACAAGAAUUACAGAAGGACGCAGCUCCAGUAUCGGCGGCGGCGAAGACGCCAAGACUCACGCACACACAGCUAGUGGUAGUGGUGGUUUCAUCAACCGGGUCAAAAGCUUGAGAAGGCCACCACAGCCUAAGAGAAGGGGCACGACGACAGCGGCCGGGUCUUCGCCUUGAGAACGUGGUUGUACGUCGAGAAUGGCUAUAGCGGAACACAUGUGAGAUGCAUCGAUUGUUUAUUAGAAUCAUGAUUCUUCAUUUCCUUUCGGGCCUACAAUUGUUUUUUACUCUCUUUCUCUCUCCCUUUCCUCACCCAAAUCAUUUAUGAGGCUUCUCUCUGCUGGCACCUUUGUUUCCAUUUUUGUAUUUUGUAUUCUUCUCUUUGAUACGUUCUAUCAUGCCCCUCUUUAUCUUCUCUUGUUUAGUAUGCCCCGCUCUUUAUUUUUAUUUUUGUUCCUUCAUUUUUGUGUUCAAUUCUUGAUAUUACAGGCAGGCAGGCAAGAAAGAUUAGUUUAGUUUAGUUCUAGGAGUUGUGUUUUCUAGCUCUCACACUCUCUUUAUAUUCUCUCUCUCAUCAGCUUUCUUACACUUACACUAUGCAAGGAGACAUUACCUUGUUUUUGUCUCUUUGCAUCUUCUUUCUUCAGUUCUUGUGUGUGUGUGUGCAUACAUGCAGCAACCAGCUUGGAUUUUAUUAGAUUGAGUAGUUUAGUGCUGUGCUGCUGGCAGCUUGUUUGUUUGUCAUUGCCUUCUUCAUUUUUAUCAUUUAUCAUUUUUCAUUUUCAUUGAUAUGUUCAUACCUCUCUAGUUGCGAAAAAUGAUAAUUUAUUUAUUUAGAAACGCGGGACCUACUACAAUGCCUAUCUAGCUCCCCGUGUUCGACCGGACACAGGGCUCCCCUUAUAUGAAUAGGGCUACACGAUAGAGGGGAAGGGACGAAAAGAAAGACCCAUCCACCCAACCCCGUGGGCUUGGAAGCCCGGUGUAAACUGCCCCAGGCUUUCUGCAGAUAUAUAUAUAUAUAGCAUAUAGCAUUCUGGACGCAGCAAGCUCCGCCUGGCCCCUCCCUCUACUUAUUUAUGGCCUGUAUGGGGCACAUGUCACUGUACCCCCUGGCGUUAUCAUACCCAUUUGCAUAGUCGUCAUAAUCGUCGCCGCCCCCUGAUUCGUUUUCAUCGAUCGGCGAUUGGCUCCAUGAGGACUUGAGCUGGGCAUUUGAAAAAAAAAAAAAAAAAAAAAAAAAAAAAAAAAAAAAAAAAAAAAAGAAUGCUCUUGGUAGAAUGCAUCCUUGCACUAGGCGGGGCGGCGUUGGUUGGGUAGGCAGACAUGAGAAGGUCUGGUUUGCGCGGGAAAUAAAAAUUUUCUCGUUGCGCGGUCGUUGCGCUGGGCACCUUUGUCACUGGCGUUGUCUAGGUAGGUAGAUAGACAUUCAUCCAUCUCGUUGCGCUCUAAUUGCGCCCUUCGUCUGUCUGGUGGCUAUAGUAAGGUAUCCUUGUCAGGGCUAUAAUUUUAUGUUCGUUGCGCUCUCGUUGCGCUCUCGUUGCGCGCUCCCCGAGGGCGAUGCACUCCUUACUCCUAUCCCCCUUUAUUCAGGCUGGUAACUACCAAAUCAUGAGAGACCAUGUCGAUGAUUUGGAAAAAAAAAAAAAAAAAA
Blastomyces gilchristii SLH14081 is the source of this 4866-nucleotide messenger RNA. RefSeq lists its product as uncharacterized. Bases 1806 to 3389 code for a protein of 527 amino acids. The record is from RefSeq and is a predicted model, not a curated record. Gene Ontology annotation, cellular component: cytoplasm. The transcript is spliced from 6 exons. Lineage: Eukaryota; Fungi; Ascomycota; Eurotiomycetes; Onygenales; Ajellomycetaceae.